UUAUCCUCCUGUGCAUGCAUUCUGUGCUCAUUGGAGGGGAGGAACAGGCUACCUUACUCACAAAAGCUCUGGAAAUGGGACUAGCAGAUGGAAGAUACGUCUUCGUUCCAUACGACACUUUACUGUACAGUCUUCCUUACCAAAACAACUCAUUCAAUGUCUUUGAUAACAACAGCAAGCUCCGCGAAGCAUAUGAUGCUGUGCUGACUAUCACACUGGAAUCUGGAGAAAGGACUUUCUAUGAUGCAUUCAGGGAAGCUAAAGAAAGUGGUGAAAUAACCAGGGAUUUGGAAGCCACUCAGGUUUCUCCACUUUUUGGAACAAUCUAUGAUGCCAUUUAUUUCAUGGCAAUGGCUAUAGACAGUGCUCGGAGGAAAGGAGUCAGAAUCUCAGGAGCUAACAUAGCUGAGCACACAAAAAACUUCAGUUUCCCUGGAUUUAGUUACUGGAUAGAGACAGACAGCUGUGGGAAGGGACUGAGCAACUACGUGAUACUGGACACAGAUGGUCGUGGGAACCAGCUCUUCCCAACCCACUUGGUUGACAUGUCUUCAAGCUCUGUGAAGUCCCUAGGCCGGGCCUUCCACUUUCCCAGUGGAGCUCCACCCAAGCCAGACUCCAGCUGUUGGUUUGAUCCAGAUGUUCUCUGCACUGGAGGGAUUGAGCCUGUAGUCAUGAUUUUGGGAGUAAUGCUGAUAUUUGCCCUGGUGCUUUGUGCUGUGGGCCUGGCUUCUCUCAUCAGGCAUAGUAUCUUGAACAGCCAGCUAUUCAGGGGACCUAACAAGAUAAUACUGACCUUGGAUGACCUCGUCUUCAUCAACCCAGAGCUACAUAAAAAGAGGCUGACCUUGGACAGUCUGACUGAUGCAAACAGCGUAGCAGCUGAUGGCAGAAGCCUGAAAUCUGUAACACGCUCCUUUUCCUUGAAAAGCACAGCUGCCACCCACGAAACCUCCAACGUGGCUUUGUAUGAGGGAGACUGGGUGUGGCUGAAAAAAUUCGAGACGGGAGCAGUUCACAAGCUGCGGCAAAGCUCCACCAGCAUCUUGAGGAAGAUGAAAGAUCUGCGUCAUGAAAAUGUGAAUCUGUUCCUGGGCUUUUUCUCUGACUGUGGCAUCUUUGCCAUAGUGACAGAGUACUGCUCCCGAGGAAGCCUGGAGGACUUGCUGAGAAACGAAGAUAUGAAACUGGAUUGGAUGUUCAAGUCCUCACUCGUGAUGGAUCUAAUUAAAGGAAUUAGGUAUUUGCAUCACCGAGAUUUUGCCCAUGGACGUCUCAAGUCUCGUAACUGCGUUGUGGAUGGCCGGUUUGUGCUGAAGAUCACUGACUAUGGUUAUAACGAGCUCUUAGAAGCACAGAAAUGCCCAUAUAUUCAGCCACCCCCAGAAG
This is a messenger RNA of Balearica regulorum gibbericeps (East African grey crowned-crane), 1389 nucleotides long. The record is from RefSeq and is a predicted model, not a curated record. Lineage: Eukaryota; Metazoa; Chordata; Aves; Gruiformes; Gruidae.